This is a messenger RNA of Dryobates pubescens (Downy woodpecker), 845 nucleotides long. RefSeq names its product peroxiredoxin like 2C (gene PRXL2C). Lineage: Eukaryota; Metazoa; Chordata; Aves; Piciformes; Picidae. The record is from RefSeq and is a predicted model, not a curated record. The coding region runs from base 46 to 717 and encodes 223 amino acids. The transcript has 6 exons.
GCAGGCCAGGCCAGGGCAGGCCAGGCCGCGGAGCUGGAGCGGGACAUGGCCGGGCCGCUGGCACCCCCGGUCACGCAGCAGGUCGGGAGAGCUCUGGGCCCCGAGCUGCCACCGGAGCCGGGGGAGCUGCAGGAGGCCGCUCGCUGCCUGGUGCUGGACGCGAACGGGAGGAGCAUUCCCUUUAAGGCCCUGUACGCGGAGCGCAAAGCGAUCGUGUUGUUCGUGCGGAAUUUUUUAUGUUACACCUGCAAAGAGUAUGUAGAAGAUCUGGCCAAAGUCCCCAAGGCAUUUUUACAUGAGGCAAAUGUGAGGCUUAUAGUUAUUGGACAGUCAUCUUAUCAUCACAUCAAGCCCUUUUGCAGUUUAACUGGGUAUACACAUGAAAUGUAUGUAGAUCCACAAAGGGAAAUUUAUAAAACACUUGGCAUGAAAAGAGGUGAAGACAAUAAUGCAUCAGUGCAAAGCCCCCAUGUGAAAUCAAACAUGCUCCUGGGAAGCAUUAGGAGUAUGUGGAGAGCAAUGACUGGCCCAGCUUUUGAUUUUCAAGGAGAUCCCGCUCAGCAAGGAGGAGCUUUGAUUUUAGGUCCAGGCAAUGAAGUUCAUUUUUUGCACCUUGAUAAAAGCAGGCUGGAUCAUGUUCCCAUUAACACAAUUUUGCAGCUGGCAGGAGUUAAACCGGUAAAUUUCUCAAAUAAACCCCAGAUUAUUGAUAUAUGACACUGACACAACGUUUAUGUUUUUAUUUCUGCUCUACAAGAACAAUUCUCCAGCAAAUUGCUACCAGCAUCAGUAUUGUUGUGUCUUCACGGGACACCUAGAAAACUUAUCUAGAAAACUGCAGCACA